UUCUAGCGGCCACCAUCACUCGCCAUUCAUCGACGCAAACGCAAGCUUCUUGCACGUCUUGCCAUCCAUCGCAUCCCGAAUCCCCGCACUUGUCAACGUCUCACGCACAUGUCGACUGGCGUCAACGGCGGGCCUGGUGGUGGUGGUGGUGGUGGCGCCGCUGCUGGAGGUGGGUCGAGUCGAGCGUUGCUGCCGGACGGCUCGCCCUCACAGUGGACAGUGCAUCGCAAUGCUGCGGGAAGGCAGUAUUGGCAUCACAUCGUGGAGAAGCGAUCAGUGUGGGACAAGCCGGUGGAGCUGCAAUCGGCGCGGGAGCAGGCCAUAGCUCGCACGCCUUGGAAGGAGUACACGAGCGGGGACAGAAAGUACUACGUCCACUCUGACACCAAGCAGAGCACUUGGACUCUGCCACCCGACCUGAAAGCCGUGCUAGACAGCCUGCCACGCGAAAGCCCAGCCGCAGCAUCGCUACCACCGAAGCCUCCUGAGCAGCAGCAGCAGCACGCGCCACAUUUCAGCAUCGGUGCUUCCAGUCCAGCGCCCGACACUCCUGGUCAAGCGCCAGCCACGCACAUCGCGACAGCUCCAGGUCCAGGGCAAGCCCCUUCGGCCCAGCCUCAACAGCAUGCGGGGCCACCACCAGGCUACGGUGCCGCCGCCAGACCCAUGUAUAGUGGACCUCCUCCAGGCUUCGGAGGGGCAGCAGCGGCUACAGCCGGUGGUACCGGCGCACUACCACCACAUCUCACAGGGCCCAACGCUGCACCACCGGGUGCUCCAGGUGCUCGUCCGGUCGCUUCACCCGGACCGAGCGUGUCUGCCUUUGCAUCUGGCGAGGAAGCUUUCCAAUCCUUGCUGCGCGGAAAGGGAGUGGACGCUAGCUGGACUUGGGAAUCCACCAUGAGGGAAAUCAUCACUGACCCUCUCUACAAGGCUCUCAAGACGAUGACGGAGCGCAAAGCAGCCUUUGGAAGGUACAUCGACUCCAUCAAGCUUGCAGAGGAGAAUGAAAGAAAGGACAAGGUGUCGGCUUUAGAGCCUGCGAUUCGAAGCGUCUGCGAAAGGCUCAAGAGCGAGAACAAGUUGAAGAUGCACCACUCGGCCGAAGCGGCUGGCAAAUUGCUCGACGCUUACGCUGAAUGGCGACAGCUCAGGAGCAUAGGCGAGAGCUAUGCGAAGGACUUGUGGAACAGAUUGGCUCGCGAAUGGAAGGAAGCAGAGGCUACCUCGACGCGCGAGCUGCGUCACAGAAAUAUGGACAUGCUCAUGUCGCUGCUGCACACCUUCGAAGCUGACGUCUUCACCCGCUGGAAGGAUGCUCAUCGAACAGUGCUCGAGUCGGACGAGUGGGCAACGGAUGCGCACUUAUCCUCCAUGGACCUAAGCGAUAUGGUGAUCGUCUUCGAUGAGCACAUGAAGUCCUUGGAAAAGGAACGAGGAGAUGCAGACAGAGCGCGAGACGUGGAACGUGCCAAGGAAGAACGACAUAGGCGUGUGGCGUUCCGCAAAAGGUUGCAAGAACUUGUCAGCGACGGGCGGCUCACGGCGCUCACUCCUUGGCCCGCUAUCUAUCAGAUAGUCAAGUCUGACUCUGGCUUUCCAGAACUCAUGGGUCAGCCCGGCUCCAGCCCACUGGAUCUCUACUUUGAUGUCAUCGACGACUUGGAACAGAAAUUGGCUACUAGUGUCAAAUUGGUCGAGGAGCUGCUUCAAGCGAAUGCACAACCGCAGCAAGAUGGGCCAGCUCAACAGGCGGUAACGGUAAAGCCCACAACUACACUGCAGGAAUUUCGUCAGAAAGCUCACGACGCCCUGGACGCCACUCGAACUCGGGAACCAAAUGGUAGCGCGAGCGCAAGUCCGGUCGCACUCGUGCUUCAGAAUGAGGACCAACUCAAAAGUGUUUUUGACGAGCUUCACGCGCGUGCACUCCGACACUUGUCAGACGUGCGCCGUCGCGCCGAACGCAAGCUACGUCAUCUGACCGAGGAUCUUCGCUUCGCUCUUCGAAAGGUGGACUCGGCCAGCGAUGCUGCGAUCGAAGCGCAAAUCAAGCUAGAUACGGAAGAAGAAUUGUCUCAGAGCUGGGACGUGUGGCGGCAGAGGUUGGACAAGCUGGCACUCAAGGAUUGGACGGACAUGGACAAGCUACUGGAGGCGAGCGAGGGCGUCAUCGAUGCUGAUCAAGUGGACGAAGCAAGGAAACAAGCAUGGGAAAGGUUCGCCAAGCGGCAUAGGGAGAAGCUGCAAGAACAGCAGGCGCAAGCUAGAGAUGCGGAUGGGCGUGAGGAAGCGGAUGGUAGGAGAAAAGCAGGAGACAGUCCCGAACGUCGCUCGCCCACCUCAUCUCGCAAGAGGAAAAGCGUCGAGGCAGGACGCACAGCAGACCAGAAUGGUGAGGCCGAUGGGGCAGGUCCCGAACGGCGCUCUUCUCGUCGCAAAGCGGAAGAUACUUCUACCUCAAGUGGAGUUAGAGAUCGCGCUUCUCGAAGGGCAGGGGCGGAUGCCGUAGCGACUCAGGCAUCUACGAGCACCAAACAGACCGAGGAGAGGAUUAGACAUAGAGGCACUAGCGAGGCAGAUGAGAGGGAGCGUAAACGUACUCGCCGGGGGAAUGCGACCAGAGACGACGAAAGCAGCAGCAGCGAGAGAGAGGAGGGAGAAGUGUAACACAAACCCUCGGCGUCUGCAAAGAAGCUUCCCCAGCAGCAACGCUGUGAACCACCGUUUGUAGACCCACUUGCAACGACCAGGUUGCGCUCUGUGGUUCGUGUUC
Ceraceosorus guamensis is the source of this 2776-nucleotide messenger RNA. RefSeq lists its product as hypothetical. Gene Ontology annotation, molecular function: RNA binding; protein binding. Gene Ontology annotation, cellular component: U1 snRNP; U2-type prespliceosome. NCBI's taxonomy places the organism in Eukaryota, Fungi, Basidiomycota, Exobasidiomycetes, Ceraceosorales, Ceraceosoraceae. Gene Ontology annotation, biological process: mRNA cis splicing, via spliceosome. The record is from RefSeq and is a predicted model, not a curated record. The transcript is spliced from 3 exons. Bases 109 to 2670 code for a protein of 853 amino acids.